Molecule: messenger RNA, 2020 nt
Organism: Nomia melanderi (Alkali bee)
Lineage: Eukaryota; Metazoa; Arthropoda; Insecta; Hymenoptera; Halictidae
Source: RefSeq, a predicted model, not a curated record
CCGAAUGACUUAUGUCAGAGCUUCCAGAGCAGGGACGCAAGUCGGAACGAGAAGUCCCGGUCGGCGGGGAACGUUGUCGCUUCUGUGCGUUCGUUAUUCGACGACAGUCAGUCAGUGAUAAGUGGACCGGAGGACGGAGAAGAAGAAGCAGAAGAGGAAGAAGAAGUGGAGAGAGGUUAGCCACGACGUCAGUCGGUUCCUGAUGUAACGCAGCGACGCCGACGCAGCCUUGUCGCGCGGUCACGUCGACAAGAGGGUUGGCCACGCAGCAUCGUCAGCAAUUAGUGGCCCGCGCUAAUCGCCGGUACCAUGAUGGCUCAAUUCACCAAGAGGCAAUGGCUCACGCUCAUCGUAAUUAGCCUUGCCGACUUCGCCAACGCUAUCUGCGUCUCGCUGCAGGCGCCUUUCUACCCCCAAGAGGCUGAAAAAAAGGGUGCAUCUCCAUCGGAGUAUGGCUUGGUCUUUGGAAUUUUUGAACUGGUCGUCUUCAUCAUCAGUCCUGUCUAUGGGCAAUACUUGCACCGUAUCGGGCCGAAGUUGCUCUUCAAUGGCGGCAUCCUGACGACGGGCACUUGCGCGAUUUUCUUCGGUCUGCUGGACAAGGUCAACGGCCAUUACCCUUUCAUAGUCCUCUCGUUCGUAAUUAGGAUCGUCGAGGCGAUGGGCAAUGCGGCCUUCCUUACGGCCAGCUUCGCCAUUAUCGCCAAAGAGUUCCCAGACAAUGUAGCGACGACUUUUGCUAGCCUCGAAACGUUUUUCGGGCUGGGCCUCAUUGUUGGGCCUACCGUGGGCGGCGCUCUCUUUCAGGUUGGCGGCUACACUACACCGUUCGCUGUCCUGGGAUUUGCUUUGUUCAUCACUGCUGUCAUGACCAUUUUCAUUCUACCAGUUCAUCCUAACAGCAGCGAGACUACUCAUGCCACGGGAGGUGUGACGAAGGUCCUCAGGAUCCCAGGAGUACUGGUCGCCACGUCGUCCAUAAUUGCCACCAGUAUGAGCAUAGGAUUCUUGCAAGCCACGCUGGAACCCCAUUUAAGGCAAUUCGAUUUGAGUCCCGUUAUUUUGGGCCUAAUGUUCGUCCUGAAUGGCGGGACUUACGCCAUUACCGCCCCAGCAUGGGGUUGGCUUUGCGACAAACAUUCUCAUCCGAAAGUAAUUAUCUUAAUGCUGCUUAAUGGUGUGGCGGCGGCGGUGUUCCUCAGCAGUUGCACGCGAAGACGAAAGCCGUACACGGAAAUCGGCGCGUCGGAGGAUUUGAGGAUACCGUUGACAGACAGCGGCCGGUCGCGGAGCGGCAGUCUGCGUCACGCUGGACGCGGUCAGGGUGUUCCGAUCGACAGGCCCAGCGGCAUGAAUUCCCUGAUCGCGUGCAACAGUUACUCGAACAGGGCGGGCGCGUGGUCCCGGGCCUCGUACAGCGGCCGCUAUUCCCACAGUUAUGGGUCCGUCGAGGCGAAGAGGUACCUGGAGAUCACCACGUGAUAUGCCCACGGCUAGACGACCGACGCGAGUGUAGCAGCGAAUCUCGGGCAGGCUCGUGGCAACAGCUCAUCGUCCACAAUAUUGAUCUAAUCUUUAUUGUUUACGGAUAGAACGUUUUCGAUCGGUCCCAUUCCAUCGUGGAUCUUCCGAGUGUGUUAAAAUACUGAGUUUCAUCUGAUAAAUAGGUUCGGUGUACAUUGCACGAGGUGUUCCGGAGAUAAGUGAUCGAAUUCUGGACGGUUACGAAGCUAGACACCUUGUUCAAAGAUUACUUUCCCUUUUCUUAACUGAGAAGUUUGGUUUACAGUUGAGCUCGCUCCGUUAUUUGGUUAUUUAUUUAAGGCACGCUUCGCGCGAUAGAUCGUUCUUGUUUAGAGUGUUUCAUGAAAUUUCUUUUUCACUCUAUCGAUGGUGUACCAAAGAAACGUUAGGAUCGUAGAGAAAUUGUAGAAACUCGCAAGACUUGGUUGUACGCCAUUCGCGUGUUCCGUUGGUGAUUAUGUUAAAUGUAGUAUAAUUAUUGAUCAGCUAUGUAAUA